AUGCGAUCCAAGUUCAAGGAUGAGCAUCCCUUUGAGAAGCGCAAGGCUGAGGCUGAGCGCAUUCGCCAGAAGUAUCUCGACCGCAUUCCUGUGAUCUGCGAGAAGGUCGAGAAGAGCGAUAUCGCUGCCAUCGACAAGAAGAAAUAUCUUGUUCCUGCCGACCUCACCGUCGGCCAGUUCGUAUACGUCAUCCGCAAGCGCAUCAAGCUGUCCCCCGACAAGGCCAUCUUCAUUUUCGUCAACGAGCUGCUCCCUCCCACUGCAGCUCUCAUGUCUUCCGUCUACGAGGAGCACAAGGAUGAGGACGGGUUCCUUUACAUCACCUACUCGGGCGAGAACACCUUCGGAGACUUUGAGUCAAUCUAG
Messenger RNA from Cryphonectria parasitica EP155, 366 nucleotides. RefSeq lists its product as uncharacterized. Gene Ontology annotation, cellular component: fungal-type vacuole membrane; autophagosome; cytosol. The transcript is spliced from 3 exons. Gene Ontology annotation, molecular function: phosphatidylethanolamine binding. Lineage: Eukaryota; Fungi; Ascomycota; Sordariomycetes; Diaporthales; Cryphonectriaceae. The record is from RefSeq and is a predicted model, not a curated record. The coding region runs from base 1 to 366 and encodes 121 amino acids. Gene Ontology annotation, biological process: cellular response to nitrogen starvation; macroautophagy.